Messenger RNA from Lachancea nothofagi CBS 11611, 645 nucleotides. Lineage: Eukaryota; Fungi; Ascomycota; Saccharomycetes; Saccharomycetales; Saccharomycetaceae. The record is from the annotation of a GenBank genome assembly.
AUGGCAUCCUUUGUUACUGUCAGGGGGCAAGCAAUCUCAUUAGAAUCACAAACUGAAUCUUUGUUGUCGAAGUACUCUGAGUAUGCCCAAACUACAAGUUCAGAACCCACGUCUCACGAAAAGAGCCUUGACAACCGGUUGGAAACUGUUCUAAUUCAAAGACAAGAUGUGGUAGAUUCUUUGGCCAAGAUAUGUGACGAGACGCCUGGUAUCUCUUCAUCCAAAUCAUUACAAAUGCAACGGCACCGCGAAGUUUUGCAAGAGCAUUGGCAGCACUUUCGAAACCUACGAUCAUCGAUCCAACAAGAACGGAACAGGUUGAACCUACUAUUCAGCGUUAAAAAAGACAUUGCGCAACAAUCUGAGGAAAGUCCGGAUGCUUACAUCCAAGAUGAGACGCGCCGUAUAGAAGAGUCACAUAAUGUGGUCGACAGCCUGAUUUCGCAAGCAUGGCAAACACAAGAUCAAUUCACAUCGCAAAGAGCUCUACUCCAAUCGGCAAGCGAUAAGAUGCUACACAGCCUCCAAAGAGUGCCCGGUAUUAACCAAGUCAUUGCUAAGAUUAACACUAGGAGAAAGAAGAAUGCCGUAAUUUUAGCCGGCUUAAUUACUGUGUGUAUACUAUUCCUAUUUUUUACCUGGUAA